Messenger RNA from Priapulus caudatus, 2609 nucleotides. RefSeq names its product bifunctional polynucleotide phosphatase/kinase-like. Gene Ontology annotation, biological process: DNA repair. Gene Ontology annotation, molecular function: ATP-dependent polydeoxyribonucleotide 5'-hydroxyl-kinase activity; double-stranded DNA binding; polynucleotide 3'-phosphatase activity. Gene Ontology annotation, cellular component: nucleus. Lineage: Eukaryota; Metazoa; Priapulida; Priapulimorpha; Priapulimorphida; Priapulidae. The transcript has 3 exons. The record is from RefSeq and is a predicted model, not a curated record. Bases 118 to 2019 code for a protein of 633 amino acids.
CGGAGCAUUGGUAACGCACGCAACUCGGAGGCACACCGCCACAGACACUUUGAAGUUGGAACGUCUCAAUAAAAAAUAAAAAAAGGUAUCAUGAGUAGAGCCUAACACAGGCUAAAGAUGGAAAGCUGCAUAUUAAGAAGCUGCAGUCCAGCCGACAGAUUGUCUGAUAUAUGCAUAGGGGACCGGGUGACCGUAAUGGUUGGGCGAAAUAGACAGACACAGCUAACGGACACGAGAUGCUCCAGGGGUCAGCUGGAGGUCACAGCCUAUUAUGAUGACAGGUGUAUUCUAGUACGACACGUCGGCAGGAAUCCUUGCCGUGUUGGUUCACAGCUACUGCAUGGCGGUGACAUACUCUACCUAUGUAAUGGUGAAAAGCUGUGUUUGCUUUACGAAAGUUACUGUUAUGCAGUGACUUUCCCAGGGAGAUCGGUUGUCAAACAGUUGCCAGGCAUGAGUGAUGAGACUGAGAGGGAUGCUGUCAUUAAGGUGCAGGGACAUGACUCCAAGAAUGGCUCGAAUGUUCGGGGGCAGCCUACAGAACAUCACGUAAGAAGAGCUGCGCUCGGCAAAAGCAGUCCUGACUCAAGUUUUGAGGGCAAAUACAAGCGUCAAGUCGAAAAAGCUGCUCAAAGUGUGGCAGCAAAGAACGAUGCCAGAGGAAUAGCGGACUUUUUCAAGGUUGUGCCGUCGAGCGCGAAGAGGCGUGCAGAUACUCCCGACGAAAUCCAGCGGAGCAAGCGCAGCCGUGCAAAUAGCAGCGAUGAAGAGGAGGCUGCAGAAGAGAAGCUGCAGCAGAUGCGACGAUCGCUGAAGCCACACGAUUCCACUCGCGAGCCGACUACCGCCGACGCGCCGCAGUGCCAGCCGAGCGGCUGGACCGAGCGAGACGGGAAGCUGCACGUUUACACGUCGCCGGGGGUGACCGCGUCGCCGAAGAUCGCCGCGUUCGACAUCGACGGCACGAUCGUCACGACACGUUCGGGUCGCGUGUUUCCUGUCGACACCGACGACUGGCGCCUCCUGCUGGCGGAGAUUCCCGGCCGACUGAAGCAGCUGCGGCGCGACGCGUACAAGCUCGUCUUCAUCACCAACCAGAAGGGAAUUCAGACGGGCAAGGUUCGGCUGGCGGACUUCAAGCGUAAGGUGGAGCGCAUCGUCGCAAAGCUGCAGGUGUGCGUGCAGGUGCUGGUGUCGACUGGCUCCGGCGUGUACCGCAAGCCCAUGCUCGGCAUGUGGCGCCACCUGUGUGAGCGUGGCAACGACGGCGUGCCCGUCGACGCUGCAGCGAGCUUCUACGUCGGCGACGCGGCCGGCAGGGAGGCGAACUGGGCGCCGAAGCGCAAGAAGGACUUCUCGUGCGGCGACCGGCUGUUUGCGCUGAACGCCGGAAUCCGCUUCUACACACCCGAAGAGUUCUUCCUCGGCCAGAAGGCGUGUACGCUAUACAGAAUGCCGACCUUUGACCCACGCAUGUUGAAGGCGUCCGCGCCUCUCGUCGACCCGCCGACCGCGGUUGUCGCGGCGUCGACCCGAGAGGUCGUCGUCUGCGUCGGGUUGCCGGCGUCCGGGAAGAGCUUCUUCGUGAAGAAGUGGCUGAUUCCUCGCGGCUACGUGCGCGUCAAUCGCGACCUGCUCGGCUCCUGGCAGAAGUGCGUCGUGCGCUGCCAGAGGGAGCUGGCGGACGGACGCAGCGUCGUCGUCGACAACACGAACCCGGACGCGGAGUCGCGAGCGCGAUACGUGGAGUGCGCGAGGCAGGCUCGCGUCGCGUGCCGCUGUUUUCUCUUCGAUGUCUCCAUCGAACACGCGCGUCACAACAACGACUUCCGGUUGUUGUCCGGCACGGACGGAGCCCACGUUCCUGUCAACGAUAUGGUGCUCAACUCUCACAGGGCGCGCUACCAGCAGCCGACUCUCGCAGAGGGUUUCACGGAGAUCGUCAAGGUAAACUUCGUGCCAGACUUCACCUGCGAGGCGGACGAGCGACUUUACAGGCAAUACAUUCUAAGCAAGUAAUCUUGAUGCUGCUGUAAUAGUGUGUGAGGCACUGUAUAUGCGUAAAUAAAUGUUAAUAUAUAUUCUCAUCAAUGGGCAAUGGUAGUAAUUGGGUGAAUUUUCGCUGACUCUUUACUCACAUUCUUAGUCAUAAUGGUUUCAAUAUUUAUAUAUUUCUUCACGGUCAUUAUUGCUAAUAAUUUAUUAUUUGAGUCUUGGUAUCAUUAAGAGGAUAGUAACCAAACAUAGAUCCAGCUAUUCAUGUGUUCAUCACUGGUGCCUGAAUUUCAAAGAAAAUGUGGCAAUAACAUGGAAAAUCAAUGUCUAGCUAUGUAAUAUGGGAGUAUUUCUACCAAUAGAUGGCAGCACUUAUCUAUGUGAUCCGAUAUUACUACAAUGUAUCAGUAUUGUAUACAAUACAUAAUGAGGAAACUAUAACCUGCAGGUCGCGCCAGUAUUGAUGCGGUCCGGACAACCGUUGCGGGUAAUGUUUCAUAGAUAUAGAAUACAUCUUCUAUUCUAUUUCUAUGAUUAUUAACAUUUGCAGUUAUACAUAAAGCGAAUACAUAACAUGCGAAGUUACAUAUAACUACAGAAGUUGUGUAUGUAUG